Messenger RNA from Spodoptera exigua (beet armyworm), 477 nucleotides. The record is from the annotation of a GenBank genome assembly. Lineage: Eukaryota; Metazoa; Arthropoda; Insecta; Lepidoptera; Noctuidae.
AUGGUGGUUCGGAGUUUAAGGCGCCCGCUUCUCAGGCAUAAGGGUGCGGAUUCGAAACUUGGCAAGAACCAAGUGCAAUGUGAUAGAAAGCUGUGCUUCCAUUCCAGGGAGAUUGUGUUUAAUUUCUGGCUCGACUAUCAAUUCAUGGCUAUUGUGAAGCCAUGUAAAUCUGGUAAGUCGCCAAAUGAGCUGACGGAUUACCUGAUGUACAUGUUUUUUUGUGUGGGAAAGAGUUUCAAACCAGUUAGCGGAUCAACUGAUCGUAUGCAAUCAACGCCAUCCACUGCCACAUGUAAGAUCGUCAAAAAGGUGCAACCAGUUGACGUCAACUCCUCGGUGAUUUACCAUGAACGACAACAGACUCGCCCCUUGUACCCAAUGGCUGCCGGCGACUCUGAUAAUGACGUUAUUCCGCGGUCUCCAAUCGAGCACUUUCGUGGCCCAUCCAUCGCCAGAAUAGUAUUAUUAGGAACCUAA